This is a messenger RNA of Neltuma alba, 1312 nucleotides long. Its product is annotated as cell division cycle protein 123 homolog. NCBI's taxonomy places the organism in Eukaryota, Viridiplantae, Streptophyta, Magnoliopsida, Fabales, Fabaceae. Bases 118 to 1125 code for a protein of 335 amino acids. Gene Ontology annotation, cellular component: cytoplasm. The transcript has 2 exons. The record is from RefSeq and is a predicted model, not a curated record.
AUUAUGAAGACCUAGAGCCUUCGGUAUCACUGUGGUUCCGACAGUUGCAUGCCAGAUACUUGGAGAAACAGAAGAAUAGCUGCGUUUAUCUGAGAGAAUCGCCAUUAUCUAGAGAACAUGAAAGUGGAAGAGGUGAAUCGGUGUCAAAUUCAGGAAUGGUACCCAAAGUUUAAAUCAGUAUCCAUCAAAACCAUAAUUCACCAACUUCCAGAAUCUUUUGUUGAUUAUCUUCUCAACGACUCUGGGCCCUUCCUGUUGCCAGUUUCUGUCUCAAACGAAGACCCCUUUCCCAAUCGAAUUCAUAAUCCUGAUGAGGAAGAAGAUUAUCAAGUUUCAGAAGGAUCUGGUGAUGAAGCUGAAGAACCUCCACCACCACCUUCAUUUCCAGAACUUGAAUUGAAAGUUAAGGAAUCGAUUGAAUCCCUUGGAGGUGCAGUCUUCCCCAAGCUGAAUUGGAGCGCACCAAAAGACUCUGCUUGGAUAAGUACCACAGGUACCCUCGGGUGCUCCACCUUCAGUGAGAUCGCGCUAUUGCUCCGGUCAUCUGACUCAUUGGUCCAUGACUUGUGUCAUGCUUAUGAUUCUAGUGAUGAUAAAUCUUCGUCUAGACCCCAAAACUUCUUCCUUGCCCUUCGCAAGUGGUACCCAUCCCUUCGGCCAGAGAUGGAGUUUCGAUGUUUCGUGCGAGGGAAGAAACUAAUUGGAAUUUCGCAGCGUGAGGUGACUACUUUUUAUCCUUCCUUGCUUGAAAAGAAGAACGAUCUCCUUUUACUCAUACAGGAUUUCUUCAACGACAAAGUAAGAGCUGUAUUUGAAUCAGAAGACUACACAUUUGAUGUUUACAUUACAAAGGGUGAGAGGGUUAAAAUAGUGGAUUUCAAUCCAUGGGGUGCUUUUACACUGCCAUUGCUGUUUGCAUGGGAGGAACUAGAUCAGAUUCUUGAAGACGGAGAUGGUGUGGAGUUCAGAAUUAUUGAAGAUCGUUGUGCUGUCAGGCCAGGGCUUAAGACGGCAGUUCCAUAUGAUUACUUGGAUACUAGCCCUGGAAGUGGCUGGGAUAGAUUUAUGAGGGAUGCAGAUGAAGAGUGUCAUAAACAAUCUAGGUCCCCAGAAGCUGGUGCCUGAGAGGUAGAUGGAUAUUUCAACUUGUCGCUUGAUUUUUAGAUUUGAGUUGGCAAAUGGAACUAUAAGAAGGAAGCGAUUUCUUUGGUUUGACUACUAUUUUGGUCGUUUUAAAGAUACUUAUUUCAUCUAAGUUCUGAAAUUUAUGAAAUUAGUCCAAGCUUGUUUGGGUAUGCUAAUUUGGUCGUCA